Messenger RNA from Homo sapiens (human), 2125 nucleotides. It is a transcript of the gene QPCTL, whose product is annotated as glutaminyl-peptide cyclotransferase like. NCBI's taxonomy places the organism in Eukaryota, Metazoa, Chordata, Mammalia, Primates, Hominidae. The transcript has 7 exons. The coding region runs from base 39 to 1187 and encodes 382 amino acids. Gene Ontology annotation, molecular function: glutaminyl-peptide cyclotransferase activity. Gene Ontology annotation, cellular component: Golgi membrane. The record is from RefSeq and is marked validated.
AAUCCGUGGUCUGGUACAGGUUUCAGGGCAAAGCGGCCAUGCGUUCCGGGGGCCGCGGGCGACCCCGCCUGCGGCUGGGGGAACGUGGCCUCAUGGAGCCACUCUUGCCGCCGAAGCGCCGCCUGCUACCGCGGGUUCGGCUCUUGCCUCUGUUGCUGGCGCUGGCCGUGGGCUCGGCGUUCUACACCAUUUGGAGCGGCUGGCACCGCAGGACUGAGGAGCUGCCGCUGGGCCGGGAGCUGCGGGUCCCAUUGAUCGGAAGCCUCCCCGAAGCCCGGCUGCGGAGGGUGGUGGGACAACUGGAUCCACAGCGUCUCUGGAGCACUUAUCUGCGCCCCCUGCUGGUUGUGCGAACCCCGGGCAGCCCGGGAAAUCUCCAAGUCAGAAAGUUCCUGGAGGCCACGCUGCGGUCCCUGACAGCAGGUUGGCACGUGGAGCUGGAUCCCUUCACAGCCUCAACACCCCUGGGGCCAGUGGACUUUGGCAAUGUGGUGGCCACACUGGACCCAAGGGCUGCCCGUCACCUCACCCUUGCCUGCCAUUAUGACUCGAAGCUCUUCCCACCCGGAUCGACCCCCUUUGUAGGGGCCACGGAUUCGGCUGUGCCCUGUGCCCUGCUGCUGGAGCUGGCCCAAGCACUUGACCUGGAGCUGAGCAGGGCCAAAAAACAGGCAGCCCCGGUGACCCUGCAACUGCUCUUCUUGGAUGGUGAAGAGGCGCUGAAGGAGUGGGGACCCAAGGACUCCCUUUACGGUUCCCGGCACCUGGCCCAGCUCAUGGAGUCUAUACCUCACAGCCCCGGCCCCACCAGGAUCCAGGCUAUUGAGCUCUUUAUGCUUCUUGAUCUCCUGGGAGCCCCCAAUCCCACCUUCUACAGCCACUUCCCUCGCACGGUCCGCUGGUUCCAUCGGCUGAGGAGCAUUGAGAAGCGUCUGCACCGUUUGAACCUGCUGCAGUCUCAUCCCCAGGAAGUGAUGUACUUCCAACCCGGGGAGCCCUUUGGCUCUGUGGAAGACGACCACAUCCCCUUCCUCCGCAGAGGGGUACCCGUGCUCCAUCUCAUCUCCACGCCCUUCCCUGCUGUCUGGCACACCCCUGCGGACACCGAGGUCAAUCUCCACCCACCCACGGUACACAACUUGUGCCGCAUUCUCGCUGUGUUCCUGGCUGAAUACCUGGGGCUCUAGCGUGCUUGGCCAAUGACUGUGGAGAGGACUGUGAGAGAGAAGGUCCCAGCGGGGGCCAGUGAAGCUCAGGCAGGAUCUGCCUAGGGUGUGCUGGUUUGUCCUUUUCAUACCUUUGUCUCCUAAUUGUGCUACAAUUGGAAGACCUUCUUUCUUUUGAUUGUCUCAAGCUGCCACCCUUCAAGGACAGGGAAGAGACCACUGUGGGAUGACAGCCAGAGGAAUAAGAACUUGCUCCCUCCCCAGAGGUAAACACUUGGUCCAAAGGUUUGCAGGGACCAAAUACUGUUCUUUUUUUUUUUGAGACGGAGUCUCACUGUGUUGCCCAGGCUGGAGUGCAGUGGUGCGAUCUCGGCUCACUGCAAACUCCGCCUCCUGGGUUCACGCCAUUCUCCUGCCUCAGCCUCCCAAGUAGCUGGGACUACAGGUGCCCGCCACCACGCUGGCUAAUUUUUUGUAUUUUUAGUAGAGACGGGGUUUCACCGUGUUAGCCAGGAUGGUCUCGAUCUCCUGACCUUGUAAUCCGCCAGCCUCGGCCUCCCAAAGUGCUGGGAUUACAGGUGUGAGCCACCGCACCUGGCAAAAUGCUGUUCUUUAAGUCAGCGAACUGAAAAAGUAAAAGACUGCUGGGUGUGGUGGCUCACACCUGUAAUCCCAACACUUUGAGAGGCUGAGGGGGAAGGAUCACCCGAGGUCAGGAGUUUGAGACCAGCCUGGUCAACAUGGCGAAACCCUGUCUCUACUAAAAAUACAAUAAUUAGCUGGGCAUGGUGGUGGGCGCCUGUAAUCUCAGCUGCUUGGGAGGCUGAGGCAGGAGAAUCACUUGUACGCAGGAGGCGGAGGUUGCAGUGAGCCAAGAUCACACCACUGCACUCCAGCCUGGGCAACAGAGCGAGACUCCAUCUCAAUAAAUAAAUAAAUAAAUAAAUAUUUUUUAAAAA